Nestor notabilis (Kea) is the source of this 1568-nucleotide messenger RNA. It is a transcript of the gene ALDH9A1, whose product is annotated as aldehyde dehydrogenase 9 family, member A1. Lineage: Eukaryota; Metazoa; Chordata; Aves; Psittaciformes; Psittacidae. Gene Ontology annotation, molecular function: aminobutyraldehyde dehydrogenase (NAD+) activity; 4-trimethylammoniobutyraldehyde dehydrogenase (NAD+) activity. The transcript has 11 exons. Bases 1 to 1557 code for a protein of 518 amino acids. The record is from RefSeq and is a predicted model, not a curated record.
AUGCUGGCGCCGUCCCGGUUUACGACCCUCAUUCCCUCUCUCUUCGUGCUCCGACCCAGCCUCGCCAUGAGCAGCGCUACCGGUACCGUCACCAUCCAUCAGCCCCUCAACUACCGGGCGGGCGCCCGCGUUCAUCCCGCCGACGGAGGGCAGGCUGAGGAGGUGUAUGAGCCGGCCACAGGUCGUGUGAUAUGCAAGGUGCUCUGCUCUGGGGAGAAGGAGGUUGAUCUGGCUGUGCAGAGUGCAAAGGCUGCCUUUAAAAUAUGGAGUCAGAUGUCUGGCAUGGAGAGAAACAGGGUGCUGCUGGAGGCUGCCAGAAUUAUUCGGGAGCAGAAAGAAGAAAUUGCCACCAUGGAAACCAUCAACAAUGGGAAAUCCAUCUUUGAAGCCAGAGUGGACAUUGACAUAUCCUGGCAAUGCCUGGAGUAUUACGCAGGACUAGCAGGAUCUCUAGCUGGUGAACACAUCCAACUUCCAGGGGGAUCCUUUGGGUACACUCGGAGAGAGCCCCUCGGGGUGUGUGUUGGGAUUGGAGCCUGGAAUUACCCUUUCCAGAUUGCCUGCUGGAAGUCUGCCCCGGCCUUGGCUUGUGGCAAUGCAAUGGUCUUCAAGCCUUCUCCCUUCACCCCCGUUUCAGUGGUGAAGCUGGCAGAGAUCUUCACAGAGGCUGGUGUGCCCAAGGGGCUCUUCAACGUGGUGCAGGGUGGAGCAGCCACAGGCCAGUUCCUCUGUCAUCACCCAGAUGUGGCCAAAAUCUCUUUCACUGGCAGUGUGCCAACUGGCAUCAAGAUCAUGGAGAUGGCAGCUAAAGGCAUCAAACCAGUCACCCUGGAGCUGGGAGGCAAAUCCCCCCUUAUCAUCUUUUCGGACUGUGCCCUAGAGAAUGCUGUGAAUGGAGCCCUCAUGGCCAACUUCCUUACACAGGGUGAGGUGUGCUGCAAUGGCACCCGGGUAUUUGUGGAGAGGAAGAUACUGAAUGUCUUCACAAAGGAGGUGGUGAAACGCACACAAAAAAUCAAAAUUGGAGACCCACUUCUAGAAGACAUGCGGAUGGGAGCCCUCAUCAACCGGCCCCACCUGGAUCGUGUCCAGGGCUUUAUCAAGCAGGCAAAGGAGCAGGGGGCAGAGGUUCUGUGUGGUGGGGACCUGUAUGUUCCAGAUGACCCAAAACUGAAGAAUGGCUACUACAUGCGACCCUGUGUGUUAGGGAAUUGUACAGAUGAUAUGACAUGUGUGAAGGAAGAGAUCUUUGGGCCUGUCAUGUCCAUUCUGCCAUUUGACACAGAGGAGGAGGUUGUGGAAAGAGCUAAUGCCACCAAAUUUGGCCUGGCAGGUGGAGUCUUCACCAGGGAUAUCCAGAAGGCUCACAGGGUAGUGGCUGCUCUCAAGGCUGGGAUGUGCUUCAUUAAUAACUACAACAUCAGCCCUGUGGAGCUGCCUUUUGGAGGAUACAAGGCAUCAGGAUUUGGCAGAGAGAAUGGACGGGCAGCCAUUGAGUACUACUCGCAGCUGAAGACUGUCUGUGUGGAGAUGGGUGAUGUGGAAUCAGUGUUUUAGUGGCUCUGGGG